UCGUCUAACCGCCAGGACCGAUAGGCAAGCAGUAGUUGCGUCCCUUGUUGGAACUCUCCUCGUACGAAAAAAAUCCGCGAGAUUGUAAACUGGACUGACUGGAAAUUCAGGCCCUAACUCAAGAAUAUAAACCAGUUAUCAUGUUGGGAGAAACAGGUUAUGAUGAUGACACAGAAGAUGAGGAUGAAGAGGAAAAUUGGCAGGACACGUCAUGGGGAUGUACAGACAUACAAUCCAGUGAAUCCACCAAGUCUCGGUCUCAAUUGAAGGAUAAAUGUGUGAAUCCUGUCACUAAGCCUUCCAGCAGUGUAAUGUUACCUGCAGGCACCAGUCACGGGGUAGUGGACCAAGGUCUAAUGAGCCGGAUGCUUCUCAAUGAUAACAAGGCUGGCAUGGAAGGCCUUGAUAAAGACAGAAUUAACCAGGUUAUAUUGGAGGCUUCCAAAGGUUCCAAGUAUUUUGAGAAUGAAAAAAAGAAGGAAGAACAGGUGAACAAAAAGAUAGAAGAACAGAUGGCAAAGCUGAAAAAGAUUAGUGAUGUUGAACUACGGCAGGGAUUGACUGAGGCUGACCGGCUAUUAGAGGAACUGGAAGGUCAGCGAGACCUGAGUCGGGUCAUUGUACACAUAGACAUGGACGCUUUCUAUGCAGCUGUUGAGAUGAGAGAGGACCCGACACUCAAGGACAAACCUAUGGCUGUCGGGGGCUACUCUAUGCUGUCUACCUCCAACUACCUGGCCCGUAAGUUUGGUGUGCGCGCGGCCAUGCCAGGCUUCAUUGGUAAAAAGCUGUGCCCAGACCUGAUUAUGGUCAAGCCAAACUUUGAAAAGUACACAGCUGUCAGUAGAGAAAUACGAUUAGUCAUGUCGGAUUACGACCCUAACUACUGUCCAAUGAGUUUAGACGAGGCUUAUCUAGACAUCACUGAUCACCUCGACAAAAGGAUUCAUUCUUCAGAAGUUGAUCGAACGUUUCUCUGUCGUAAGUCUGACAGUAAGGACGGUAACUGUAAUUGUGAUCUCAACACUGCCGCAAGGGACGCUGUGUUAACAGCAAGGCUGGGUUGCCAUCAGAAAAACUCUGAAUUAUCGUCCAUGGGAGAAAAUACUCGAGGGGCUGGCUCUGUUCCAACAGAACCUGAUGGGAAUAAGUCGGAUGAACGGUUGCCCCAUAACUACAGUGAGGUCACUUUGGCCAGUAGAGAUCUAACUGGAGGACCAUGUCCAAUAUGUGGGAAGCCUUUCCCUCCAUAUGAUGUUGUGACCUUCGGCUUCUCUGCAGAAGAUUCAGUCAAAGAAAUGAGGUCAAGGAUUGAACAGAAAACUAAACUAACAUCAAGUGCAG
Messenger RNA from Pecten maximus, 1344 nucleotides. Its product is annotated as DNA polymerase kappa-like. The record is from RefSeq and is a predicted model, not a curated record. Gene Ontology annotation, cellular component: nucleus. Gene Ontology annotation, biological process: error-prone translesion synthesis. Lineage: Eukaryota; Metazoa; Mollusca; Bivalvia; Pectinida; Pectinidae. Gene Ontology annotation, molecular function: damaged DNA binding; DNA-directed DNA polymerase activity.